UCACAACCACAGUAGAUUGACUAGGCAGAGCCAUCCCGGGCUGCUUCCUGGGCCAGGCUUACAGAUGAUCAUGAACUGUGACAGCUUUACCCACACCAGCCCUGCAUUCUGGGACUCAGCUGCAAGGAUCGACAGAAUCUGAGCCUGGACCGCUGGCAUCCGGAACACCUGAUCUACUAUAUCAUGUGGCCAUCUGGUCAGAAGUAGCCUCUCCCCUGCUCUGGACAGAACCUUCACUACUAGACUCCAUAUUCCUGCUCAGUCCUGGACCUACGACCCACAGCCUUCGGGCUUCCCUGCUUUGAGACACUUCAGCCAGGAUGAGCAGAACUCUCCGACUGUCAGCUAUGGGCUCCAGAGUGGGUGCCCUGGCAAGUCCUGGUCUCGCCCUCCUCCUGUCCCUCACCGCCCACUGCUCGGGUCCUCAGGCUAAGGGCUUGCCCAAGGGAGGACUGAAUGCAAGUGAAGCCAACACAUGGGUCAGGAACAACACCUCCCUCCUGCAAAACUUCUGGUGCUUGCCAGCCAGCCAGCUGCCCCGCGAACAGCUCUCCAGUUUAAUCAGAAGCCUGGCUUCACAGAGGGUCGCACUCAAAGCCUGGCAGCUCAGCUGCUUGGCCAACCUCGCUGCACAGCUGGGCCUCCAGGAUGACUUCGAGUUCCACCCACCCAGCCUUCUACUUUUCUAUGAUCUGAGCCAGGUGGGGGACACUAACUGCCGGGCCUUCAUUCACCAUGCUGCCCAAGGGGACACAGAACUGCUCACCAACUUGCCCAACCAGAGAGUUGCCCUGCAGCGCACAGCCUUGGCCUGUCUGGGCGGACCCCACCUACAGCUCAGUGCUUCAGACCUGUGGCUUCUUGGGGUCCUGGUGUGUGACAUGGAGGCAGCACAAAUUGUGACUGCAGACCCCAGUGUGCUGAAGAACCUGCUUCGCUGCCCAAGGCUUACUGUCAUGCAGACUGCGGCCCUUAACACCCUGCUGGCCAGUGGGAAGACGCAAAUAGGGCCUCCUGGCUCCUGGAACCUGCAGGGGCUACAGGCCCUUGGACUUCUGGCCACUUACAUCAGCCCCGACCUGUGGGAGAAGGUGCAGGAGGCUGUGGGCUUGGACUUCUUCCGCAGUGUGGUGGCUGCUUGCCGGGCAGGCCAACUGAGCAGGCACGAUGCCAGACGCUUCGUUGACAACUUCCUAGAGUCCAAGGCCACUUCAGUGUCCUCAAGGCCCAAGCGGCGCACAGGGAGAUCCUGUGUCCGUGGCAACAUCACAGCAGCCACCCUGCACGAUGACCUCUUCCUGGUGCACUAUGACUGCACCCAGCUGGAAUCCUGCCUAGGCACACGCGUGCUCAGGGCCAACCUGGACCCCUUGCUCCAACACCCGCUGCCUGCAGAGUGCCAGCGCGUUGUCAAAGCCAAACUUACUCAGAUCUACCCACAUGGCAUCCCUGAGGACCAGCUGCACCUCAUCCCCUCGCUGGUCUACCUCUACUCCCUCGCUGAAAUAGGCCAGUGGAACAUCACAUCCGGGGACACAGUGAUAAUCCUGCUGGCCUCAGAUGCGGCUCUGGACAACCAGACGGAGGCAGUUCUACAGAGGUUCUUGGACCACAACGGCAAGGUCACUGGAGCUCUUCUGGUGGCCAUCGGGGGUUCCCGUCUCUGCUGGAUGAGCCUCAAGCAGCUUCAGUUUAUUCAGCCCUCAGAGUUCCGGCUAGCCGGAGCUCCAGACAUCUCUCCCUGCCCCCAGAGUCGGAAGGAUGCGCUCUUCAUCAAGGCUCGUGAGGCCUUUAGGAACACCAGUAAUGUGGGAGAAUAUUACUACUUAAUCCGCCCCUACCUCGGUGGUGCCCCUUUGGAGGAACUUCAAUACCUGGCACAGGCCAACAUCUCCAUGGACAUUGACACGUUCACCAACCUCAACCCCCUGACACUGAAGAGCAUGGGUGUGGACAGUGUGAGGAAUCUGCUGGGCCAGAACCUGGGAGAUCUGCGGAAGGCCCGCAACCACCCAAAUGUCAUCCUGUGGAUGCACAGCCACAACAUGACAGACCUGUCUGAUAUGGGCCUAUACACCAGCCCCACACUGGCCUAUGUGACCAACAGGCCCCCCAACACUGCCUACCCACCAUCCAGUUUGAUCCACGACUUGGAUCCUCCAGGCAAUGAUGGUGUUUCACACACCUCAGGAAGUCCUCCAGUUCAUCUGGGGUACCUGUCACUUGCAGUGGCUCUGCCUUCCAGCCUUCUGUGGCUGCUACUGUGUCAGUUACCUUCGGGACAAAUGGCCACUACUCACAGAACACUAGGGCCAAUGGUACUGGCCCAAGGCAGUCGAACCCCUGAACAUCAGAUUCCAGAGAAACGGAGCUGCUAGAUGGGACAGGACACCUGCCUAGGCUGAAGUACAUGUUCCCCAACCCCAGGGGACCUGCUGCUAUGUCCCUAUCCUAGGAGGCUGGCUCUGACUCCCAGGAUCUGAGCCCAUUCUGCCCAACUAAAAGGACAAAUUGGUAGGAGGAGACAGAGUCCAGAUCUUCUGGCCUAUUCCAAGACAGGUGGGACUCCGUGUUACUUGAAUGUCACUUGCCCUCGCUGGCAGAUCUGAAUAAAGCACAAGGCCAUUGCA
Mus caroli (Ryukyu mouse) is the source of this 2630-nucleotide messenger RNA. NCBI's taxonomy places the organism in Eukaryota, Metazoa, Chordata, Mammalia, Rodentia, Muridae. The record is from RefSeq and is a predicted model, not a curated record.